CGCACAGCUUCUGCUUCUAAGAUGGCGCCUCAGAGAAGGUUGUAUGUGCUUUUCGUGAGGAAGCUGCCCUGGACUGUGGCGCGAGAUGAAAUCUGGCAAUAUUUUAGUAAGUUUGGAUACCUCAAGAAAUGCAGCCUGCCGUUCGAUGAAACAGGAUUUCACAAAGGCUAUUGCUGGAUUUAUCUCGACUCGCAAAGCAGCAUGGACAAUGUGUUAAAGAAUUCCCACACUUUAGAGGGAGCCCAGCUCCAGAUCCUGAAAUCAUUCUAGGGCCCUAUGAAAAUAAACACCUUACUUGCUGAAAAGGAUUAACACUGGAAGGAGGUUUUUUAUUACACUGGUAUGUAAUGCAUUUAAAAUAAAAGAUUAUUGACAAACUCUG
Alligator mississippiensis (American alligator) is the source of this 382-nucleotide messenger RNA. RefSeq names its product SRA stem-loop interacting RNA binding protein (gene SLIRP). The record is from RefSeq and is a predicted model, not a curated record. Gene Ontology annotation, molecular function: RNA binding. Lineage: Eukaryota; Metazoa; Chordata; Crocodylia; Alligatoridae. Bases 22 to 270 code for a protein of 82 amino acids. The transcript has 4 exons.